AUGAAAUUAAUAUUUUUAUUAGUUUUAAUAAUAUCAUUAUUUAAUAAUGUUAACAGUUUAAAAAUCAGUAAAAAUGAAAAUAAUUAUAGCUUUAAUUCGGUUAGGGUAUCAAGUCAAAUUAAAUGUGAAGUUUGUAGUUAUGUAGUUAAUUAUAUUGAAAAUGUUAUAGAAUCAAGUCGUGGAGAAUUAGUUAUCACUGAUGGAUUGGAGGAUUUAUGUAGUACAGUACCAAAAGAAUUAAGAUCAAUAUGCGAUAAUUUUGUUUCCAAUAAUGUCGAUAAUAUCAUAGAUUCAAUUAUUAACAAAGAAACACCAGAUUCAAUUUGCCAAGAUAUCGGUUUUUGUUCAUCAGACGACUCAUCAGAUGUACCAACAGAUGCCCCAGAAAAACCAACUACUAUCGAAUCUUCAUCCAGCUCUUCAUCAAUCGAUUGUACUAUUUGUGAAUUCCUUAUUGAACGUAUCGAACUUUAUGUCGAAGGAAAUUCAACCCAAAACCAAAUUGAAUACUAUCUCGAUAAAGAUUGUAAAUUAUUUGGUGGAUAUGCUGGUCAAUGUCAAGUAUAUGUUAAUCAAUACGUUCCAAUGUUUGUAAACUAUAUUGCACAUAACGAACAACCAAAGGUUGCAUGUUCUCAAGUUAACUUAUGUUAA
This is a messenger RNA of Dictyostelium purpureum, 654 nucleotides long. RefSeq lists its product as uncharacterized. The transcript is spliced from 2 exons. NCBI's taxonomy places the organism in Eukaryota, Evosea, Eumycetozoa, Dictyosteliales, Dictyosteliaceae. Gene Ontology annotation, biological process: sphingolipid metabolic process. The record is from RefSeq and is a predicted model, not a curated record. Bases 1 to 654 code for a protein of 217 amino acids. Gene Ontology annotation, cellular component: lysosome.